AUGGACAUCAAUGCGCUGCUCGACUCCGCUCUCACGUCUAACGUGCCCUUGCCAGCUCCAACUACGGUCACAAGCAGGUCACUGCGCCCGCGCAGUGUGGGAGGGCAUAGUACUCGCUCGAACUCCAUAUCCACUCCCGCAUCUCGCUCCCAAUCGCGAUCCAAUUCUGUCAUGCCUUCGCAGGAUGUGUUUGAAGCGAGUGUACCGACUGGCGACACCAUCCAUACGAGCGUAGAGAGUGUCAUGAGUGAGCCGACCACAUCCCAUGCACUCCCGUCUCGUCAGGCCGACUUGGAUGCCGACAUUUCCCGCGCCGAUGCUAUCCCCCGAAAGAAGCGCAGGCUUAAUUCCGAGGAAACAUCUGAUGCUUUCGCUGUGCCUACAGCAGGGCCCUCGUCCUCAAGUCAGCAAUUAGAAGACUUACUUGUGUCUGCGCUAGACGAAGAGCAACAGUUUGCUUGGUCAGGAGGAGCCGUUCAAGGAGGGACAUGGGGAAAUGAUAUAGAAAGCCGCCCGGACUUGCCGGCCUUCCUCAUACCGCCUGAUGCCGAACCUGCGGAAACUAUCAUUCCCAGCAUCGCUACAGCCUCUCAUCUGGUCGGAACAUAUCCACAGACACAAGAACGCCCCCCUGAGCCCGAAUAUACGGGAGAAGCUAUUGCUUAUGCAGAGGCACCACGCGCACCGAUCGAUGUGGACGCACUGCCCGGAAAUUCCACUAUGGCUGGACCAUCAUCGUUGUCGCCUCCAGUGAUGCUCGGCGGUAGCUCGAGUCGGACCACAUCUGAGUCGGCAAAUACUAGUCGCGCUGCUCAAACAUUUUCGCCAAAAUCACGCGAACCGCUUGAGAGGCAGGACUCGCCAGUUUCUGGAGACGAGCCGCUAUCUGCCUACACCUGUCCAAUAUGCUUUUCCCCACCGACUCGCGCGACGUUGACCCCUUGCGGGCAUAUCUGUUGUGGUGAAUGCCUGUUUACUGCUGUCAAGACAACCAUGCAGCGGGCUGGCCACGCAGUUCCCCUGAAUGAACGCUCAAUUGCGCGGUGUCCUGUGUGCCGUGCGCCUAUACCAGGAUGGGAUGGAAAAGGCGGAGGCGUGAUAGGAUUGAAGCCAAGGAUGGUUUUUAGUCUAUGA
This is a messenger RNA of Postia placenta MAD-698-R-SB12, 1134 nucleotides long. RefSeq lists its product as hypothetical. The record is from RefSeq and is a predicted model, not a curated record. The transcript has 2 exons. NCBI's taxonomy places the organism in Eukaryota, Fungi, Basidiomycota, Agaricomycetes, Polyporales, Adustoporiaceae. The coding region runs from base 1 to 1134 and encodes 377 amino acids. Gene Ontology annotation, molecular function: metal ion binding.